Messenger RNA from Ochotona curzoniae (black-lipped pika), 1101 nucleotides. RefSeq names its product G protein-coupled receptor 6 (gene GPR6). Gene Ontology annotation, molecular function: sphingosine-1-phosphate receptor activity. The transcript has a single exon. Gene Ontology annotation, biological process: G protein-coupled receptor signaling pathway. The coding region runs from base 1 to 1101 and encodes 366 amino acids. Gene Ontology annotation, cellular component: membrane. The record is from RefSeq and is a predicted model, not a curated record. NCBI's taxonomy places the organism in Eukaryota, Metazoa, Chordata, Mammalia, Lagomorpha, Ochotonidae.
AUGAACGCCAGCACCGCCUCGCUCAAUGAGUCCCAGGUGGUGGCGGUGGCGGCCGAGGGAGCCGCCGCUGCUGCUGCUGCGGCCACCGCCGCUGGGGCCCCGGACGCCGGGGAAUGGGGUCCGCCCGCGGCAGCCGCGGCGCUGGGAGGAGGUGCUGGAGCUAACGCGUCGCUGGAGCUGUCUUCGCAGCUGCAGUCAGGACCGUCGGGACUGCUGCUGUCCGCAGUGAAUCCCUGGGACGUGCUGCUGUGCGUUUCGGGAACAGUGAUCGCAGGCGAGAACGCGCUGGUAGUGGCACUCAUCGCGUCCACCCCGGCCCUGCGCACUCCUAUGUUCGUGCUGGUGGGCAGCCUGGCCACUGCCGACCUGCUGGCCGGCUGCGGCCUCAUCCUGCACUUCGUGUUCCAGUACUUGGUGCCCUCAGAGACUGUGAGCCUGCUUACCGUGGGCUUCCUCGUUGCCUCCUUCGCCGCCUCGGUAAGCAGCCUGCUAGCCAUUACGGUGGACCGAUAUCUAUCACUAUACAACGCGCUCACCUAUUACUCGCGCCGGACCCUGUUGGGCGUGCACCUUCUGCUUGCAGCCGCCUGGACGGUGUCCCUAGGCCUUGGGCUCUUGCCGGUUCUCGGCUGGAACUGCCUGGGCGAGCGGGCUACCUGCAGUGUGGUGCGUCCGCUGACGCGCAGCCACGUGGCGCUACUCUCAGCAGCCUUCUUUGCGGUCUUCGGGAUCAUGCUGCACCUGUACGUGCGCAUCUGCCAGGUGGUGUGGCGCCACGCUCACCAGAUCGCGCUGCAGCAGCACUGCCUUGCGCCACCCCACCUCGCGGCCACCAGAAAGGGCGUGGGUACACUGGCCGUGGUGCUGGGCACUUUCGGGGUCAGCUGGCUCCCCUUCGCCAUCUAUUGCGUGGUGGGCAGCCAAGAGGAUCCAGCCAUCUACACCUAUGCCACUCUGUUGCCCGCCACCUACAACUCCAUGAUCAAUCCCAUCAUCUAUGCCUUCCGCAACCAGGAGAUCCAGCGUGCCCUGUGGCUCCUGUUCUGUGGCUGUUUCCAGUCCAAUGUGCCCUUCCGCUCCAGGUCUCCCAGCGAGGUCUGA